Molecule: messenger RNA, 2083 nt
Organism: Episyrphus balteatus (marmalade hoverfly)
Lineage: Eukaryota; Metazoa; Arthropoda; Insecta; Diptera; Syrphidae
Product: angiotensin-converting enzyme-like
Exons: 7
Coding region: 95-1948 (617 amino acids)
Biological process (GO): proteolysis
Cellular component (GO): plasma membrane
Molecular function (GO): peptidyl-dipeptidase activity; metallopeptidase activity
Source: RefSeq, a predicted model, not a curated record
CGCACUACAUAUAUAACACAGCUUUAAACUUCGGAUGAAUUAAAAAGUUUUUAAAUUUUUUUCCAGACAACAUUGGUUUGGUACUUAAGAAAAAAUGAACAUAUUCCUGCUUCUCAUAGGAGCUUUGGUGCUGUUUCAUGCAUCAAAUGCUGAACGUACACGUGCCGAACUUGAUGCAGCAACAUAUCUUGAAAAUGUCAAUAACGAAAUAAACAACAUGGUUAAUAUCGAAACCUUAGCUUCAUGGGCUUUCGAUUCGAAUAUUACCGAUGCCAAUGAAAAAGCUCGCAAUAAAGCUUCGGCUGAGAGAGCAAAAUUUAUGAAAAAAAUUGCUGCCGAUUGUAAGAAAUUCGAAUGGCAACGAUUUGAUGAUGCCGAUUUGAGAAGACAAUUCAAAAUGCUUACGAAAUUGGGCUAUGCAGCUUUGCCAGAAAAAGACUACGAUGAACUUUUGUCAGUUUUAUCGAAAAUGGAAUCAAAUUAUGCAAAAAUUAAAAUUUGUAAUUAUAAAGAUCAAACCAAAUGCAAUAUGCAAUUGGAACCGGAAAUUGAGGAUUUAUUGCCAAAGAGUCGUGAUCCUGAGGAAUUAAAGUAUUAUUGGCAAAUGUGGUAUGAUAAGGCUGGUACAGCAGUUAAAGAUAGUUAUAUGAGGUAUUUGGAGCUUAAUUUACAAGCAGCCAAGUUGAACAAUUUCACUUCUGGAGCUGAAGCCUGGUUAUCUGAGUACGAAGAUGACACUAUGGAACAACAACUUGAAGCUAUCUAUGGUGAAAUUCGUCCCCUUUAUGAACAAAUCCAUGGAUAUGUUCGAUCGCGUUUGAGGCAGGUGUAUGGUGAAAAAGUUGUCUCAGAGAAGGGACCAAUUCCAAUGCAUCUGUUGGGUAAUAUGUGGGGACAAACUUGGGGUGAAGUUGCUAGCAUUUUGACUCCAUUCCCUGAAAAACCUUUAAUCGAUGUGACUGAUGAAAUGGUUCGUCAGGGUUAUACCGCAAAGAAAAUGUUCGAAAUGGGUGAUCAAUUCUUCCAGUCUUUGAAUCUUAAGAAAUUACCACAGACAUUCUGGGAGAAGAGUAUUAUCGAAAAACCAACCGAUGGCCGUGAUUUGAUCUGUCACGCCAGUGCUUGGGAUUUCUAUCUAAACAGCGAUGUUCGAAUUAAACAAUGCACACGAGUUACCAUGGAUCAACUAUUUACAGUUCACCACGAACAAGGACACAUUCAAUACUUUUUACAAUAUGCACAUCUUCCUCAUGUUUAUCGAACUGGUGCAAAUCCUGGAUUCCAUGAAGCUGUUGGUGAUGUCUUAUCUCUGUCGGUCUCAACACCAAGACAUUUGGAAAAGAUUGGUUUAUUGAAGGACUAUAAAAUGGACAAAGAAGCUAGAAUCAAUAAGUUGUUUUUGACAGCUUUGGACAAAAUUGUAUUUUUACCAUUUGCCUUUACAAUGGACAAAUAUCGUUGGUCAUUAUUCCGUGGAGAAGUUAAACCUGAGAAUAUGAAUUGUGCUUUUUGGAAAUUGAGAGAAGAGUACUCAGGUAUUGAACCACCAGUUGUGAGGAGUGAAAAAGACUUUGAUGCUCCUGCUAAAUAUCAUGUUUCUGCUGAUGUGGAAUACUUGAGAUAUCUUGUAUCCUUCAUCAUUCAAUUCCAAUUUUACAAAUCAGCUUGUAUUAAAGCUGGACAAUAUGACCCAAAGAAUCCAGAACUUCCACUUGAUAAUUGUGAUUUCUAUGGAAGUGCCGAAGCUGGAAAGGCUUUUGAAAAUAUGCUUUCAUUGGGAGCUUCAAAGCCAUGGCCUGAUGCAAUGGAAGCAUUCAAUGGUGAACGUAUAAUGAGUGGUAAAGCUAUAGCUGAAUAUUUUGAACCUUUAAGAAUUUGGUUAGAAGCUGAAAAUGUUAAAAAUAACGUUUAUAUUGGAUGGAACAAAUCUGACAAGUGCGUAGCAUAAGAUGACAAUUACGAAGAAUGACAUUACCAAAAUUAAUUUAUUUUUAUUAGAAUUUAAUUUUUUUUUUUUUAAAGGACAAUUUCAAAAACUUACAGACAAAGUAAAAUAAUUUUAAAACAGUACCUACGUAAUUUA